This is a messenger RNA of Venturia canescens, 2254 nucleotides long. RefSeq lists its product as uncharacterized. Lineage: Eukaryota; Metazoa; Arthropoda; Insecta; Hymenoptera; Ichneumonidae. The coding region runs from base 338 to 1606 and encodes 422 amino acids. The transcript has 6 exons. The record is from RefSeq and is a predicted model, not a curated record.
CGUGUCAAAAGCUACACGGGCCCUGUUGUUCCGUGUAAAUCUACGUUCUCUGAUACGUAUACCAUACUACGUACUUGUUUAGACUGGUUUAGGCAAAGUGACAAUAUAUUGGAUAUACAUAAUUGGAUUCGUCGUUCCGUUUCUCAUUUUAAUGGAUCUACAAUUAUUGGUUUACAUAACAAAUAAUACGAUCUUUAGACUGAUUGCGAUCGUUCAUUCUCGUUCAUAUAUUAACGAGAUGAACUUUGAAUGUUUACAUUUCAGAUAAAAAUGUAUGUCGAAAAAUUAAUUGACCAUUGAGGAGUUUCAAAAAAAAUAGAAGCACAGUAUCCAAAAGAUGGCAAGGGGUCAAAAAUAUGGGAACGAAAGUAUCGACGUUCUGAGGAAAGGAUGUUUGGACCAUUACGAUUCAGUGGCUUGCAGUCGUAUUAGUGUCUUAGUUCUAAUUGGUGGAAUGACAUUAGUUUUUGUUCUACUGAAGAUCGUCAAAUAUCAUGCUUACAAGCAUUCCCGGAUGCACCAUUAUCUCAUCUUUUAUUUUUCUGCAACUCAAUGUAUAUUGUGCAUUUUCAAUUCUAUAUUUGGGACACGUCAUCCACAAUUGGAUUUUGCAACGUACUAUCUAAAGUUGUUACACUUCAUUGUAGUUUGUCAUUUUUUUUCUUCAUCGGCUGCUAAAAAUCGUCAUCGUGAUGAUAUUAUCCAACAUGUUGUUAAUCCAAUAUUGGGUCUUUAUACACUCUACCUGACGGCUGUUAUCCUCAUGGGAAUGGUCGACAUUACCAGCACGUGGACUCAAUGCUUUCGUCCUUACUGGUUAAUGCUUUCCGGCGCUGAUUUCACAGCCGUACAGCUUUUUGCUUCGGUUGCCCUAUAUCUCACAUACGAUAGCAAAAGAUCGGCCAUAUCAGCCCUUGUUUUACCGACGAUACGUUUCGAAACCCGAGAUAUUUGGCUCAUCGUUUUCGCCUUUGAAGUUUCGGCUUUUGUCUCGAUUUUCUUCGACGGCCUGAUGAUAUUCAUCGGCAAAGAAGAAACGGGUUGUAGUGGUAUUUACAAUCACGUUCAAAUUUAUUAUAGUCUAUUCAUAAUAAUAAUCACCGUACUCAAAUAUUUAUUGCCAACGUGGAUGUUGCUUGCUGUUUUUCAACCGAUUCGCGUCAAGUCUCGACCAUCCGAAGUUGGGUUGACCUCGCACUACAAUUUGGAUCGGUUUUGCGAGAAUCAAUACAGAAGAAUAUUAUUUUCCCCGAAUCUCGGUACAUCAACAUUAUCGAAUCAUCCCACGAUACCGUACUCGAACGACUCUCCGUUGUACGGUAGUUUCGGUGAUUUCUCGUACACCGACAGUUUGUCGGAUAUUUCGCCAACGAUAGCGAAUCGCUGGAGUCUCGAUGAGGAUUGCGACUUGGUAGAUAAACGAAGCGGUGGUUUCGAGCAAUCGAACGACGCGAACAACGGCAAAUUUACCGUUAGCCAGUACCAAUCAUAUCACGAGAAAACGAUCAAACUUCCUGACGAUAAAAAUAACAUUACCAAUGCUCAAACAAGCUGUGAUCUCUCGACUAUUAACGAAGAAAGCCACAGUGUGACUGGUAGCUCAUAAAUAUAAAGAGACACGAAAAAAUCUAAAAAACAAUUUCAAACGAGAAAAGUUGAAAAUAAACGUGCCUUGCUCAAUUGAAUCUAAGUCAAGACGAACCUAGUCGGUCAAACAACGAUGAGAAUUUUUUGUAUGAUUUAAAGUAUGAAAUAUUAUUCGGUGUUGAAACGCAUCACUGCAACUUUUUCAUUCGAUUUUCUCUCGAUAAUAAGAUUGUCUAUAAUAAAGAUGUAUACAACACUAAUGAAAAGGAAGAUAGUUGCAGAGUGAUAACGUGUUCGGCUCUCACGACCCGUGACGUGAAAUAAUGAAGAUCCAACGAUGAGGCUAGUACUCCGAUUAGUUAUAACGAAAAAGACAGGAACGGACUAAAACGUCGCUGGAGGUAUAAGACUUGUCGAUCACAACUAAUACUUCAAGUUCGUAAAAUGGAUUUAUUAGAUUCUCGAUAAGUUGGUUUUAACCUAGUAUAUGCAUCAUCUUUUAGCGUAAAUACUUUUAGGCAAAUUUUUUAUUACGCAACACAUUAUAAUCUGGCGUGGCGUUCAAGCAAUUUUUCAAUAUGAACAUGAAAAUAAUCGCCAUCGGUACGGCACUUUUUCAAGGUAUUUUUUAAAAGACAUGAGAAAGUAAAUAAACGGUAAAAUUUCA